AUGUGCAUUUCCAUGAUAUCCAGGAUUAUUCAAUGUGUAACUGGUACAAAAUGUAUUAAGGAUCGGUAUCGCUGUGAUGGUGUGCACCAGUGCCCUGAUGGAUCUGAUGAGCAAAAUUGCUGGAACCCUUCAGAAAGCUGUGCCAUGCGUUGUGAUAGGAACACUCGUUGUGUCCCUCAGAGCUCUGUAUGUGAUGGAAAACUAGACUGCUUUGAUGAGACAGAUGAGCAAGGCUGUGGUCCUAAAACGUGUAGCAGUGGCAAAUUCCAAUGUACAAAUGGACAGUGCGUGCCAUAUAGCAUGCACUGUGAUGGAGACAAUGAUUGUGAAGAUCACUCAGAUGAAGUAAACUGCACAAUCUCUAAACCUGUGCACUGCCAGAAUGGGGAUUUUAGGUGUCAAAGUGGUGAAUGUAUCUUGAAAGAAUGGAAGUGUGAUGAUGCCAAAGACUGUAAGGAUGGAAGUGAUGAAAAGGAAUGCGUUUCAUGCAGUGAACAUGAUCUUCUGAAACUGGGCUUGUGUACCGGCUGCCACAUAGCUAAAACCCCAUCCAUUUUGCAGGUAAAGCGGAUGUCUUUCAAGCAACAGAACUUGGGGGAUUUAAUCAAAAGAUGUAAACCCAAAAAGUGUAACGAUCGCAUGUACCAGUGUGCCAACUUUGAAUGCAUUCCUACUGAUGUAGUUUGUAAUGGAAAACAUGACUGCUCAGAUGGUUCAGAUGAAGGCGGAAAAUGUCAAGUGCCAUGUGAAGAAGACUGCUCCCUUGCCUGCUAUAGAUCUCCACUUGGUCCAAAGUGUAUAUGUGAUAACGGCUUUAAGUUGAGUGUCAACAGUAGUAUAUGCAUUGACAUAAAUGAGUGCAAAGAACUUGAUCCAUCACCAUGCAGCCAGUCUUGCAUCAACCUCAAUGGCACAUUCAACUGCACUUGUUAUCCAGGUUAUGUUCUGCAGUCAGACGGUCACCAAUGUAGAGUUGCAGGUAUAGAACCAGUUUUACUGGUAGCAGUUAAAUUUGAUCUUCUGUUAUACAAGUUGCGUUCAAUGGAAGAGGAGAUCCUUAUGUCCACAGAUAAAAACUCAAUGAUCUUUUCUGUGGAUUAUGACAUAAUGGAACAGAAAGUUUAUUGGAUGGACCUUAAUUCAGAGAGCAUUAAGUGGAUAACUAUGGGCACAAAAACAAAAGGAACUCUAGUUAAAGAUGGAAUAGCUGGUCAGAUCAUUGCAACAGCUCUAAAUGCUUCUUGGAAAGGCUUUCCUGAAUACACAGUCAUACUGGAUGAAGAUCUGGAUCAACCACGUUCUUUGGUUUUACAGCCACUUAGUGGACUUAUGUACUGGUGUGAAAUUGGCGUGCAGCCCCAAAUAGAGCGUGCUGGAAUGGAUGGCAGUCAUAGACUGGUUCUAAUUGCAGAACAACUUGGUUGGCCAACCGGAUUAGCACUUGAUCUGCUGAGUUUGAGAAUUUAUUGGUCUGAUGACAAAUUUCACUCCAUUGGUUCAGCCAGUUUGGAUGGGACUGAUAUUAAGGUGAUUGAAAUGAAAAACAUUCAAAGCCCCUUCGCCUUGACAGUGUUUGAGGAUGAGAUUUACUGGUCUGAAAUAAAGGCAAGGACUGUGCAAAAAAUAAGUAAGAAGACUGGUAAGAACUUCUCUGUUCUAAUAAAGCGGCAUGGACAACCAUAUGGACUGAAGGUAAUGCAUAAAGUUUUGCAACCAACAACUGACAAUCCUUGUCGAAAACUGAAGUGUUCUCAUAUGUGCCUGAUUGGUCCUGGAUUAAAUGCAAGCUGCUGGUGUCCCACUGGACUCGUGCUUUUAAGUGACUUGCAUAGUUGCGUUCUACUUAAGGAUUUGCCAUUUCUUUAA
Molecule: messenger RNA, 1866 nt
Organism: Bufo gargarizans (Asiatic toad)
Lineage: Eukaryota; Metazoa; Chordata; Amphibia; Anura; Bufonidae
Product: low-density lipoprotein receptor-related protein 8-like
Exons: 12
Coding region: 1-1866 (621 amino acids)
Molecular function (GO): calcium ion binding; protein binding
Source: RefSeq, a predicted model, not a curated record